This is a messenger RNA of Daldinia childiae, 918 nucleotides long. RefSeq names its product Cytosolic Fe-S cluster assembly factor CFD1. Gene Ontology annotation, biological process: iron-sulfur cluster assembly. The transcript has 2 exons. Bases 1 to 918 code for a protein of 305 amino acids. Gene Ontology annotation, molecular function: ATP-dependent FeS chaperone activity; ATP binding; 4 iron, 4 sulfur cluster binding. The record is from RefSeq and is a predicted model, not a curated record. Gene Ontology annotation, cellular component: cytosol. Lineage: Eukaryota; Fungi; Ascomycota; Sordariomycetes; Xylariales; Hypoxylaceae.
AUGUCACUUGCAAAAGUUAAGCAUAUUCUCCUAGUCCUCUCUGGCAAGGGAGGCGUAGGGAAAUCUUCUGUGACCACCCAGCUUGCAUUGUCCCUUUCGCUCUCUGGGUAUUCUGUCGGAGUCCUUGAUGUCGAUCUUACUGGGCCUUCGAUGCCGCGCAUGUUUAACAUCGAAGAUGCGAAAGUUACUCAAGCCCCGGGAGGUUGGCUUCCCGUGACCGUGCAUCCUGCGAACCCCGAGACCGGUAUAGGCGAACUGAGAUGCAUGAGUCUUGGCUUCUUAUUGCAUGGAAGAGGCGACGCAGUUGUAUGGCGAGGCCCCAAGAAAACUGCCAUGGUCCGACAGUUCCUCUCGGAUGUAUUGUGGGGAGAACUUGAUUUCCUGCUCAUCGACACACCCCCAGGGACAUCUGAUGAACAUAUAUCACUUGCCGAAACACUGCUGAAAGAUGCAUUACCUGGUCAGGUCGCCGGUGCGGUAGUGGUAACUACACCCCAAGCAGUCGCUACGGCAGACGUCAGAAAGGAGUUAAAUUUCUGCGUAAAAACAGGCAUAUCUGUCAUUGGCGUUGUUGAAAAUAUGGUCGGGUUCGUGUGUCCAAACUGCGCUGAAUGCACCAACAUUUUUGGAAAAGGAGGAGGCCAAAUCAUGGCGGACGACUUCAAUGUGCGCUUUUUAGGAGGUGUUCCUAUAGACCCCCAGUUUGUUAUGUUAAUCGAAACGGGAAGACGACCACGAUAUCCUAAAGGCACCGUUAUUGACGGGCAAGACUUCUCUGAGACACAUCAAAAUGGACAUACAGACACAUCGGCUGCAGAAACGAGAGAAGCCGGCCUACUUGCAGAGAAAUACCUGGAGUGUUCCCUUGAGCCUAUCUUCAAAAAGAUCACGCAAGAUAUCGUCACAGCCAUCGGAUGA